UCUAACAGGGAUAUUGAUUGAAUAACGAGAUAGACAUAAACCUCGUUAACUGCCAUAGCAUGUCUCAAGAAGACACCACACUGAACAAAUACUAAAUUCGGAGCUAUGCACACAAAGUGUUGAAAACAACAUUAUGGGAUUCCGAAGUCACACAUGUUUGCUAAAUGCUUUGCUCGUCAUUUUCCUGGGUUUGACCUCAGCCAGGGACACCCUCACAUCUUCUCAAUCCAUCACAGACUCACAGACACUAACCUCAAACGACACCAUCUUCAAACUCGGUUUCUUCAGCCCCCAGAAUUCAACGCACCGCUACUUAGGAAUCUGGUACCUCUCUGACUCCAACGUUGUAUGGAUAGCCAACAGAGAUCAACCACUUGUAGAUUCUUCCGGGGUUUUCAAAAUCUCCAAAGACGGUAACCUCGUACUAGUUGAUGCAAAAAACAAGGUUUUUUGGUCCUCAAACGUGUCCAACACUGCAACAACAACCACUUCAACUGUUCAACUCCAACGUUCAGGGAAUCUAGUGCUGAAAGAUGACUCCACGGGACAAAACUUAUGGGAGAGUUUCAAGCAUCCUUGUGAUGCAGCAGUGCCAACCAUGAGGAUCAGUGCUAACAGAAUCACGGGUGAGAAAAUACGUUUUGUGUCUAGGAAAACCGCUUCGGAUCCUUCUAGUGGAUACUUCUCUGCUUCACUUGAACGUUUGGAUGCCCCAGAGGUGUUUUUUUGGGUUAAUGGGACUCAUCCUUAUUGGAGAACUGGUCCUUGGAAUGGUAGGAUCUUCAUUGGCACACCCCUGAUGUCAACAGGGUAUUUGUAUGGAUGGAAUGUGGGGUAUGAAGGGAAAGAAACUGUUUAUCUAACUUAUAGUUUUGCUGAUCCUUCUGCGUUUGGAAUCCUCACCUUGACUCCACAAGGAAAGCUUAAAUUGGUGAGGUAUUAUAACAAUAAGCAAGUGUUGACUAUGGAUUUGGGAAUUUCUGAUUGUGAUGUUUAUGGCACGUGUGGGGCGUUUGGAACCUGUAAUACUGAGAGCUCACCUAUAUGUAGUUGUUUGAAUGGAUAUGAGCCCAGGAAUGAAGAGGAGUGGAGUAGGCGAAAUUGGACUAGUGGGUGUGUGAGGAAGGUGGCACUCAAGUGUGAGAGGUUGCGAAAUGGGAGUGAAAGUGAAGGUGGACAGGAAGAUAAAUUUUUGAAACUUGGAACUAUGAAAGUUCCAGAUUUUGCACAUAGGUUGGAUGUUGAGGAAGGGCAAUGUGGAACACAGUGCUUGCAGAAUUGCUCUUGUUUGGCGUAUGCAUAUGAUGCUGGCAUUGGCUGCUUGUAUUGGAGUGAAGACUUAAUUGACUUGCAAAAGUUUUCAACUGCAGGAGUUGAUCUCUACAUCCGUCUUGCCCAUUCAGAAUUUCAAGCCAGUACUGCACAAGGGCAUACUAAUAAAAGAGGCAAAAGGUUAAUCAUUGGAAUUGCUGUGGCAACUGCUGGAACAAUUAUCUUGGUCAUCUGUGCUUAUCUAGCCAUUCGCACUUUUCACUUGGGGAAGGGCACUGCUAAACAUUCGGAUAAUCAAAGAGUGAGUGACGUCCAGAAACCAGUUAAACUGGAUGAGCUACCACUAUUUGAUUUUGAAGUCGUUGCUAAUGCUACAAACGACUUUCACUUGGGUAAUACGCUUGGAAAGGGAGGUUUUGGUCCGGUGUACAAGGGACUAUUGCCAGAUGGUCAAGAAAUUGCGGUGAAAAGACUCUCCAGAGCAUCUGGGCAAGGUGUAGAAGAAUUUAUGAAUGAAGUUGUAGUGAUUUCUAAACUUCAACAUCGCAAUCUUGUAAAACUUCUUGGCUGCUGUAUUGAAGGAGAUGAGAAAAUGCUCAUCUAUGAGUUCAUGCCAAAUAAAAGUUUGGAUGCAUUCAUCUUUGAUCCACUCCGGCGGAAUCUUCUAGACUGGACAAAGCGUUUUAAUAUAAUUGAAGGAGUUGCAAGGGGCUUACUCUAUCUUCAUAGAGAUUCUAGAUUAAAAAUUAUACAUAGAGAUUUGAAGGCAAGUAAUAUCUUGUUAGAUGUAGAGAUGAAUCCAAAAAUAUCAGACUUUGGUUUAGCUAGAAUAUAUAAAGGAGAAGAUGAAGUUAAUACCAAAAGGGUUGUUGGCACAUAUGGGUACAUGUCCCCUGAAUAUGCGAUGGAAGGAUUGUUUUCAGAGAAAUCAGAUGUAUAUAGUUUUGGAGUUUUGCUGUUGGAGAUUAUUAGUGGAAAAAGAAACACUAGCUUCCGUAAUGAUGACCAGUCUCUCAGCCUCAUAGGAUAUGCAUGGAAUCUAUGGAACGAAGACAAUAUUAAGUCCUUGGUUGAUCCAGAGAUAUCAGGUUCAGGCUCUGAGGAUCAUAUUUUGAGGUGCAUCCAUAUAGCAUUUCUAUGCGUGCAAGAAGUUGCAAAAACAAGACCAACUAUGACUGCUGUACUGUCGAUGCUUAAUAGUGAGAUUUCUCAUCUCCCUCCUCCUAGGCAAGUUGGAUUUGUUCAGAAGCACAAUUCAUCAAGUCUAGAGUCUUCUUCUCAGGAAAAUCAGUGUAACUCCAACAACCAUGUAACUCUUACUGAGAUCCAAGGCAGAUAACAACAUGGAAUCAUUUUCACAGUAAAAGUUGUUGCCAUUUCAUAUGCUGAAGAUAUUAUUAAAUGGAUGAUUAUUCAAUUAUAUUUAUCGACUGGCACUUAUAGAUUAAAAGAAACCCUUCAAUAUGUUAGAAAUGAUAACUUUGGGGAUUUGAUUUUUCUGGACUUCUAAUAUGACUCUAAUUCUUUAAUGAUG
Cajanus cajan (pigeon pea) is the source of this 2806-nucleotide messenger RNA. Its product is annotated as G-type lectin S-receptor-like serine/threonine-protein kinase At1g11330. The record is from RefSeq and is a predicted model, not a curated record. Lineage: Eukaryota; Viridiplantae; Streptophyta; Magnoliopsida; Fabales; Fabaceae. Gene Ontology annotation, cellular component: plasma membrane. Gene Ontology annotation, molecular function: ATP binding; protein serine/threonine kinase activity. Gene Ontology annotation, biological process: recognition of pollen; protein phosphorylation.